CCCCCCCGAAAAAAAGGCUUAGUAUUUGUUUUAUAUAUAACAAACUUUAAAAGAAAAUUCAGCGGAAAGUGACCAAAAAUGAUGUUUGUUCGCAUUCCGGAACCGGAAGUUGUUAUUAAGAGACCAAACCGCGGAUUGGCAAGUAGUAAAAACGUGUUGAUUUAUUUUGCGUUUAUAAAAUAUUGAUCAUUAUCAUCUAUUUUUUUAAAAGCAGGAAACAUACCUUUUUUUUUAACCUACUGGAAAGUACCCGCAGUCUCAUCUUUAAAUAGAAACUUUGGAUGUUGGAAUAUUUAAAAAAAGAAUUAGGUUGUCUGUUUAUGCUGACUUUUUAUCUCAGAAUUUAGACUUUUUUUUUCUCUCUCUCUCUCAGGCUUUGCGUUUCCGCCACAAAAUAGGAAAACAAAUUACUCAAUGGUAAGGCAUAAUUAUGAGAUUAAAAAAGAGUUUAAUUUAUAAAAAGGGAAAGUCAAAAUUAUGAGAUAUAGCUAUAAUUGAAAUUACUAGAUAAAAAGUUAUAUGUAUGGGAUACAACAUCGAAAUCAUGAGAUUAAUAAGUCAAUAAAUGGGAUUAAAAAAGUCCAAAUAUGUCCAAAUAAACAUUCAUAAUUGGCCCUGCCAUGAGGUGGCGACAUGUCCAGGGUGUAUACCGCCUUCCGGCCGGAUCAGGGUCGAGCUGUAGGAAAUGGAUGGAUAUAAAAUGACGAAAUCCUGUUUUUAAAAAAGUCACAAUUAUAACAUUGAAAUUGUAAAUUGAUUGAUUCAUUGAUUGAUAGUUUUAUGAGUAGAUUGCACAGUACAGUACAUAUUGUAUUAUUAGAUUGCACAGUACAGUACAUAUUUUAUUAGUAGAUGUGCACAGUACAGUACAUAUUGUAUUAGUAGAUAGCACAGUACAGUACAUAUUCUGUACAAUUGACCACUAAAUGGUAACACCCCAAUAAGUUUUUCAACUUGUUUAAGUUGGGGUCCACCUUCAUCAAUUCAUGGUAUUAACUGUAUGCUAUAAAUCAGUAUUUUUCAAAAAAUUUUCAGCCACGCCACAAUUUUUGCGUUGAAAAAAUGCGGCGGCACACCACCAGCAGACAUCAUUAAAAAACCAAACUCAGUUGACAGUAAAAAGUGGUCGGACAUGACUUUAAAGCAUAACAAGCAUGCAUGACUAUAGCUCUUGUCUCAAAGUAGGUGUACUGUCACCACCUGUCACAUCACACCCUGACUUAUGUUCACUUUUUGCUGUUUUCCUGUGUGUCGUGUUUUAGUACUGGUCUUGCGCUCCUAUUUUGGUGGCUUUUUCUCUUUUUUUUCGUAUUUUCCCUUAGCACUCUCAUGUCUUCCUUUGAGCGAUAUUUCCCACAUCUACUUUAUUUUAGCAAUGAGGAAUAUUUCAGUUGUUUUUAUCCUUCUUUGUGGGGACAUUGUUGAUUGUCAUGUCAUGUUUGGAUGUACUUUGUGGACGCCGUCUUUGCUCCACAGUAAGUAUUUGCUGUCGUCCAGCAUUCUGUUUUUGUUUCCUUUGUAGCCAGUUCAGUUUUAGUUUGGUUCUGCAUAGCCUUCCCUAAGCUUCAAUGCCUUUUCUUUGGGGCACUCACCUUUUGUUUAUUUUUGGUUUAAGCAUUUGACACCUUUUUUUUACCUGCACGCUGCCUCCCGCUGUUUCCCACAUCUACAAAGCAAUUAGCUACCUGCUUUUACCUGCUGAUAUGGAAGAGUAUUACAGGGUUACUCUGCCCAGCUCUAGACGGCACUGACACUCAACAACAACACAUCAUUUGCAGACUAUUAUUACUGCUUUGCAAAAAAUAUUUUUAAGGUGAAAUUUGAUCAUCUCCCACGGCACAGUGGUUGAAAAACACUGUUAUAUACUAUAUCUCAGAACUAAAGUUAUGAGCAAAAAAUAUUGAGAUGAAAAGUUAUAAUCUCAUGAUUUCGAUAUUGUUAAAUCUUAUAUUUUCGACUUCUUUAUUCCAUGAUUUUGACUUUUUAUCUCAUAAUUAGGACUUUAUUUCAUAUUUAUGACUUUCUUACCGGACAGCACGGUGGUAGAGUGGUUUGUGCGUCUGCCUCACAAUACGAAGGUCCUGGGUUCGAUCCUGGGAUCUUUCUGUGUGGAGUUUGCAUGUUCUCCCCAUGACUGCGUGGGUUCCCUCCGGGUAGUCCGGCUUCCUCCAAAGACAUGCACCUGGGGAUAGGCCCCUCCCACCUCCAAAGACAUGCACCUGGGGAUAGGCCCCUCCCACCUCCAAAGACAUGCACCCCGGGGAUAGGCCCCUCCCACCUCCAAAGACAUGCACCUGGGGAUAGGCCCCUCCCACAUCCAAAGACAUGCACCCCGGGGAUAGGCCCCUCCCACCUCCAAAGUAUUGCACCCGGGGAUAGGCCCCUCCCACAUCCAAAGACAUGCACCCGGGGCUAGGCCCCUCCCACCUCCAAAGACAUGCACCUGGGGAUAGGCCCCUCCCACUUCCAAAGACAUUCACCUGAGGAUAGGCCCCUCCCACCUCCAAAGACAUGCACCUGGGGAUAGGCCCCUCCCACCUCCAAAGACAUGCACCUGGGGAUAGGCCCCUCCCACCUCCAAAGACAUGCACCUGGGGAUAGGCCCCUCCCACCUCCAAAGACAUGCACCCGGGGAUAGGCCCCUCCCACCUCCAAAGACAUGCACCUGGGGAUAGGCCCCUCCCACCUCCAAAGACAUGCACCUGGGGAUAGGCCCCUCCCACCUCCAAAGACAUGCACCUGGGGAUAAGUUGAUCGGCAACCCUAAAUGGUCCCUCAUGUGUGAAUGUUGUCUAUCUGUGAUGAGGUGGUGACUUGUCCAGGGUGUAAAAUGCCUCCCGCCCGAAUGCAGCUGAGAUAGGCUCCGGCACACCCUGUGACCUCAAAGGGAAUAAGCGGUAGAAAAAUGGAUGGAUGGACUUUCUUACCUCACAACUUGGAUUUAUCUCAUAAUUAUGACUUUUUUAUCGCAUAAUUUAGAUUUUUUUUUGUCUGUAUAAUUGUGUCUUUUAAUGUUAUAUGGCUCCACUUUGGACGGGACUCUCGCUACUAUAUCCACUUUGGACUUGAUUCUCAGGGUUCCGUUAGAUCCACUAUGGAUUGGACUUUCACAAUAUCAUGUCUAUCUGUGUUGGCCCUGCGAUGAGGUGGCGACUUGUCCAGGGUGUACCCCGCCUUCCGCCCGGUUGUAGCUGAGAUAGGCGCCAGUGCCCCCCGCAACCCCAAAAAAGGGAAUAAGCGGUAGGAAAUGGAUGGAUGGGAUGUUAGAUCCCCUCGACAUCCAUUGCUUGCGGUCCUCUCCAAGGUUUCUCAUAGUCAUCAUGGUCGACGUCCCACUAGGGUGAGUUUUUCUUCGCCUUUAUGUGGGCCCUACCGAGGUUUGUGCAGCCCUUUGAGACACUAGUGAUUUAGGGCUAUAUAAAUAAACAUUGAUUGAUUGAUUGAUUGAUAAUUUCCUUUUUUUCAACUCGUAAUUAUGACUUUUUAUCUGAAAAUCGGACUUACCAUCAAGGUGUUUGUAAUGGGGUCAAUGUUUAUGAAAGUGUUGCUCCUUCACUCUUGUUGAAUGUUCUUCAAUCCAUCCAUUUUUUACCGCUUGUCCCAAGAAGAUAAAAAGCGAGCGUCUUGCCUGAAGGUGACGCCUCCACCUUCUGAUCCCCGCUAUGAACAGGGGGCGUGGCGAGUGGGCGGAGCCAGCGCCUGACAUGGCCGUGACUCCGCCCACUCGUCCACAUCUCCUGCGCGUCUCCCUCCCACGCACAUGCUGGGGGGAACCAAACUCGCGACCAUUUCCUGCGCCACGAUGCGUUAACUUCUGACGCGCAGCCCAAGUAGGCGCGAGUCCACUUUUCUGUAGUUUUGGACGAUGGUGCGCGUGCGCGUGUAGAGCAGGAGCGACAUGUCCCACGCACAGGUGGAGAGCCCUGGACGCGGCUUCCCGCGGGGCCUGCAGGGCGCACGCAGGAACUCCUACGGCCUGCAGAAGAUCAGCAUGGACGUGGGCGUCCUGUCCAAGGAUUUGUCCUGGUCCGCGGAGAACAUCCUCGGUCUGCAGGAGUCCCGGGCCGAGGAGGAGGAGGAGGGGGAGACGACCCCCGGGAAGUGGGACCCCCCACCGAGGUCCAGCUCGGACUCUGACACCGAGGUGCUGCGCGGGAAAGGAGGGUCCUCUCCCGCGCCGGCCCCGGACCCCCGCUGGGAGGAGGAGAAGGAGGACGCGGAGACCAAGGCCGUGGCCACGUCGCCCGACGGGAGGUACCUCAAGUUCGACAUCGAGAUCGGGAGGGGGUCCUUCAAGAACGUCUACAAGGGUCUGGACACCGAGACCACCGUGGAGGUGGCCUGGUGUGAGCUGCAGACCCGCAAGCUGACCAAGGCGGAGCGUCAGCGUUUCAGCGAGGAGGUGGAGAUGCUAAAGGGCCUCCAGCAUCCCAACAUCGUGCGCUUCCACGACUCGUGGAAGUCGUCGGUGAAAGGCCAGAAGUGCAUCCUCCUGGUGACGGAGCUCAUGACGUCCGGCACGCUCAAAACCUACUUGAAGCGCUUCAAGGAGAUGAAACUGAAGCUGCUGCAGCGAUGGAGUCGCCAGAUCCUCAAGGGGCUCCACUUCCUGCACACGCGCACGCCGCCCAUCAUCCACCGCGACCUCAAGUGCGACAACAUCUUCAUCACCGGGCCCACCGGCUCCGUCAAGAUCGGGGACCUAGGGCUGGCCACGCUGAAAAGUGCCUCCUUCGCUAAAAGUGUCAUCGGGACCCCGGAGUUCAUGGCCCCUGAGAUGUACGAGGAGAAGUACGACGAGGCGGUGGACGUCUACGCCUUUGGUAUGUGCAUCCUGGAGAUGGCUACCUCCGAGUACCCGUACUCCGAGUGCCAGAACGCCGCGCAGAUCUACCGCAAAGUCACCAGCGGCAUGAAACCCGACAGCUUCUACAAGGUGAAGGUGGCGGAGCUGAAGGAGAUCAUCGAAGGCUGCAUCCGCAUGAACAAAAGAGAAAGGUACACCAUCCAGGACCUGCUGGAGCACCCUUUCUUCCAGGAGAACACGGGCGUGCACGUGGAGCUGGCCGAGGAGGACCACGGCGCCAAGUCGGGUCUGAAGUUGUGGCUGCGCAUGGACCACAGCAAGAAGCUGCACGGCAAGUACAAGGACAACAACGCCAUCGAGUUCCUCUUCGAGCUCUACAAGGACGUCCCCGAGGAGGUGGCGCAGGAAAUGGUGGUGCUGGGCUUCGUGUGCGAGGCGGACUUCAAGCUGGUGGCCAAGUCCAUCCGCGAGCGUGUGUCGGCCAUCAAGCGGCGGCGAGACAAGUUGCGUCCUCAGGCGGAGGAGCAGAGGAGGAAGCGGGAGGCCAUCGAGGAGGAGGAGCCUGAGCCCCGCCUGCCACCCCGCCCGCCGGCGGGCCGCAUGGCGUCGCCCGUCACCAGCUCGGCCGACUCGGGCGUGGGCUCCAGCUGCCCGUCCGAGCCCGAAGAGCCCGAGGCGGACCAGCACUUCCACGUCCGCCACCACAGCCUGUCCUCCGCCAACUCUGACUGCGAGACGGACGGCGAUCUGAGCUCCUCCGGCCUUCAGGACACCCUGGAGGCCACGCCCCCCGCCUCCUACGCCCGCUCGCCCACCGCCAACGGCCUCCCCAUCCCGGCCCUCUGCUUUCCUUCGAGUAUUGCCGUGUCCAACAACACGGAACACAUCAACCCGGGCUCUCCAAGUGGCUUCAGCUCUCCCGUGGACAGCUACGCCUCCGACGUGACUUCGGGCCUGAGUGACGGCUAUGAGGGCGUGUCGGAGAAAAGCGAGAGGCCGGCCGCCAAGCGAAGCUCCGCCAAACUCUUCCGGCGACGCGUGCGCUCCCGGCUGCGCAUCACCGGGCUGUCGGACAAGGUGGACCGGGUGGUGGAGUGUCAGCUGCAGACGCACAACGACAAGAUGGUGACCUUCAAGUUCGACCUGGACGGAGACAACCCGGAGGACAUCGCCGCAGUCAUGGUGCACAACGAGUUCAUCCUGCCCUCGGAGAAGGAAGGCUUUGUGUGCCGCAUGGGGGACAUCAUCAAGCGGGCGGAGGUCCUCAUGGUCCAGCAGGAGCAGGCGCUGCACCCCAGUGGACAGCGGGACCCCCAGCCUGUCUUCCACAGCGGGGGGGACAUGCUGUCCUCCUCCCAGCCUAACAUUUACAGUCACAUCCUGCCAAGAACCAACUCGUCCUCCUCGCUGCCAGACAACCCCAGUGUGGCGGCGGCGGCACACGACUCUCCUGCCUUCACCGCAGACGUGACUUCAGUCGGGCGACCUCUCGUACGCUCGCAGUCUUUCCACAGUGCUCCAGGGUCUCCUCUGGUGUACCAGCACCCUGCACCCCUCCUGCCGCACCACCCGCACUACCACCUACCCUUCAUCGCCAACACCCACUUCCCCUUCCAGUACCCGGGUUCCCCGAGACUAGCGGGCCUCCACGCCCCCCUGACCCGAGUGGCCAGCAGCCCCGCCAUACCGUCGGCUCCCGAGCUGGCCCAGGGCUCACCCAAGCUCCUCGCUGACCCCCGCGGCGGCAGCGAGAGCCCACCUGUGCCCGGGCCCCCCGGCAUGUGGCCCCCGGCCAGCCAACCCCUCUUUUCCCUGGCCAACGUCAUCUCCAUGGCGAUGAGCAUGGCGCACUCUUUCAUCCCGCCCUCCGGCGUGCCCGCCCAGGGGGUGCCCUCCUACGCGGGCUUCCAAACGGAAUACUACCCGUACUACCAGACCCCCCCGCAGGAAGUGCCUUACCCCGCGGCCCAGAACGUGGAGAACACGCCCCCGAUGGACGGACUCUCGCCGGGCUGGACCUCCACGCCUCUGCAGACCUCCACCCCCUCCAAACUGCUUCAGGAUCGCCUCGGACCUUUCCCAGACCAGGUCCUGGUCCCAUCCCGGGUGUCCAGUUUAACGUCCUCGUCGGAUCUUUCGCCCUCGCCCACCGACAGCCCGGAAAGUACGCUGUCGCCCAUCAGCAGUCCCAAGCAUGGCGCUCUGGCAGAAGCGAGAUCGCCACAAGAGUCGCGGCCUGCUGGACGGCCGGUCGCCACGGUGACAGUCGGACGCUUCCAGGUCACGCCAAGCACCGACUUCCUGGCCUCGGCCUCGCCGGACUCACACGGAAACGCCGUCAGCGAGAUCCGUCCUCAGCCGCACCCCCGCAGAGACCUGCUGCAGGACCUGGACAAGGACGAAGGCGAGGACGAGGACGAGGACGAGGACGAGGACGAGAAGGCGGUGGAGGAGCGUCCGAGAGCCAGGAGGCGUGGCCAAAGGAGGCGAGCGCACAGCCUCAGUCUGACGGCGGACGGCGGGCUGUGGGACGGAGCGGCCGGCAGUCCUCAGCCCAACCACACCCUGCACCACCUGUGGAUGAUGAGCUGCAGCGCCACCUACCUGAGCAGCGAGGACACCGACAGCGAGGACGACCACCACAUGAUGGAGGAGCUGCAGGAGCUCCGAGACAAGCACCAAUCGGAGGUCCAGGCCCUGCAGGCGUGCCAGAAGCGGGAGAUGGAGGACCUGUAUCAGAAGAUGGGCAAGGUGCCCCCGCCGGGCAUCGUCUCCCCCGCCGCCAUCUUGUCCAGCCGCCAGCGCCGUCUGUCCAAGGGGGGCGGCGUGGGCCCCGCCCCCCCGUCACGCAGGAACAGCCUGCAGCGCUCUGACCUCACGCCGCUGCAAGGAAUCAUCAGAAGAAACUCUCUUGGCGAAAGCAGCAGCGGCUCGCAGGAAAAAGCCAUCAAAGGCGUGACGUUCGCCCCGGACAAGAAUUGACUGUAAGACCGCCUCGGCACACCUGGACUACCUCACCUGAAGCCAAGCUAACUUCAAUCCUUCGCCGCAAGGCUGGAGGAGGACUACAAAAAAAUAAAUUCAAAUAUUUGAGGCAGAAUCCAGAAGAGAAAAACUUUCUAACGAGGUUCAAUUCCUUUUCCUCCCAAUCGGUGAGACGACGUCACGCCGCGUCGAUACGACGAUUGUUGAUAUUUGCUGAUAUCAGCCGUCCUCUGCCUUUAUUUCGCGGCUGAAGAAGAACAAUUCUUUAAAAGUUGGCAAUCCACAGAAGAACUUUUAUUCCCUUUGGCUGUGUUUGAAUUAUGCUGAUAUUAAGGAUGAUAAUGACUGUGUGCUCUCUGAUUGGCUGGAAGUGGUCACAUGGUUCUUCCAGCCACAAAAAGGCUGCUGGCUUGUAUAAAAGACGACAGUUUGUGCAAUAUUCUCCUAGAAAUGAAGGGAAAUGUGAGAAAAAUGAUAACUGAAGAGCAAUAAUGAGUCGGAUAAUAAUCAUUAUUCAUGUUUAUAAAGUAGUGGAGUUAUUUUUUGUUCUUGUUUAUAAAGUAGUCGCCGGCUUUUUUGGAUCGUUUACAGCAGCUCAGCGUCUCCUCCUUCAUCUCUUUUGGUACUUCAGGAUACAUUCUGUCGGAUAACACUCUUUAUGCAACUUAACACUCAACACACUUUUACAGACAAUAACAACAACAAAAUGUUUUUAUUUUAUAAAUAUUUUUUUUGGGGGGGG
Molecule: messenger RNA, 8534 nt
Organism: Nerophis ophidion (straightnose pipefish)
Lineage: Eukaryota; Metazoa; Chordata; Actinopteri; Syngnathiformes; Syngnathidae
Gene: wnk4a
Product: WNK lysine deficient protein kinase 4a
Biological process (GO): intracellular signal transduction; protein phosphorylation; negative regulation of sodium ion transport
Cellular component (GO): cytosol; cytoplasm
Molecular function (GO): protein serine/threonine kinase activity; chloride channel inhibitor activity; ATP binding
Source: RefSeq, a predicted model, not a curated record